Molecule: messenger RNA, 3046 nt
Organism: Humulus lupulus (European hop)
Lineage: Eukaryota; Viridiplantae; Streptophyta; Magnoliopsida; Rosales; Cannabaceae
Product: structural maintenance of chromosomes flexible hinge domain-containing protein GMI1-like
Exons: 17
Coding region: 1103-2824 (573 amino acids)
Source: RefSeq, a predicted model, not a curated record
UAAACAAUGUUAUGUUGCAGAUACUGAUGCUGGUAUCAAUCCAACUUCAUCAAAGGUAUGUUUUGAUGAUGCUAUUCUUUCAUUUCUGCAGCAAAAUUUAAGCAAAUGGUUCUCUCUCUCUCUCUCUCUAUCUUGCUGUACCUCUGAACUGUGUUCUUAGCUGGUUGUCAGUGCCUUGUAUAGAUGCACUAUUGAUGAAAAGAAAACACUAAUUAACUUUAAUAAGUUGAAAAGCAUAUGUGGUCAUCAACUUUUGUAACAUGUUUAACCAUAUCGGCUGUGUUCAAUGUGCAUUCGACAGCUUUCCUACACAUUGUAAAAGCAAAGUAGAUAUCAAUAGCUUCAUUUGUGUGCAGAGAGCAUAUAACUCUUUCAAUUUGGGUUGUGUACUUUAUAAGUUAAAGUUACUCAGGAAAUUGUAUCUGUAUCUGGAGACUGAUCUAGCACCCCACAGUCCGUUUACCACUGCUUUAAGGAAUUUUGACAAUAAUCUUUGUGAGAAUGAAAAAGGUCUUCUUUUGCCUAUUGGAACUUUUGUGAAUCAUUUAUUAUUCAGUUUGUAUCCAUCUCAAUGUUUUAGUCACUUGAGCUAGUUUAAGUGGUUUUUGGUGGGUUAGUGUAAGUGUGCGGGCUUUAACUCAUCGUAAAUGUAUCUUGGGAAAAACAAUCCAACUCUAUCACUUUUAUGCUUGCAGGGAUAGAAAUCAGAGUUUAUAGAGAUGGGAAGUCACUGAAUUCUUCGCAACUAGAAAGGGAUUAUCAAAAUUGGAUUCUUCAGAUGCACAUGAAGUAUGAUGAAGAAGUUGAUCAUGGUGAACAUGAACCUAUACUUGCUCUUAUACCGAGCCCUGCAAAAGGAAAGACGAUUGGCAUGUCAUGUGAUGUUUCAAGGGUUCACCAAGUUUUAAAAAGGAAUGGAAUAACAUAGAAAGCUGGUCAAAAGAUAAAACUUUUGAAGGGAGCAUGUGCUGGUGUUUAUAAAAAUAAUGUCUAUGCAACUAUAGAAUAUUUUGUACUUGGAGGUUUCCAAGGAGAUCCAGGUGGUACGUAAUUGUCCUUGUAGAUACUUUUUUGUUAUGUCAAAUUAAAUUGGUUAUUGUUCAUGCAAGAGUUUGGGCGAAGAUUUGACCCUCAUUUCUCUUUUGUGCCUUUUCAAAUAGGAGAAGCUCAGAUUAUUUGCAGGCCACUUGGUACAUCAAAUAAGGAUGGGUGUAUUCUUUCUGAUGUUGAUGGGAUGAUGAGAUUUAAUAUUAAAAGCUCCAUGUCUAUACCUAUAAAUGUGAUUGAUUCCAAAAAGUGCUUACUGGUUGAAAGUACUGAAUGGAAAAACCAGAUGGAUAAGCGGCUUCAGAAAUAUCCAUCUACAAUUGACUUGCUAAGCCCAAAAGAAUGUGAAGAAUUAGAGCUUGAAGCAGAUGAGGACUCAAUUUUUCAUGUUGAAAAAUUCAAGAGCAACCUUUCCACUUCAAAUUUGUUCCUAAAAAUUGAGGGCUUACUGAUUGAAAGCAAUGAAUUGGACAAGAUCAGACCUGGUUACAAAGCCACUCUAGUCAUAUCUAACUCAGAUGGGAAAUUCUCUGUUUCCAUUCCUUGCCAUGUAACUCCAAGUUGUUUGAACCAUGUUAAAGCCCAACAAACAAUUUUGGCUGACCAACUUCUGCCAGGUUGCAUUGUUAAAGAGCUCGAAUUAGAGAUGUUUGAUGCAUAUGGAAAUCAUGUUGUGGGAGGCUUGGAAGUUAAGUUGGAUGUUGAGGGAUUUGAGAUGCUAGAUCAACUGGGCCCGAGGCAUAGAGUGGACCAUCAUGGACGUGUCGACCUUAGUAGCCUCUUGAAAGUAACAGCUGGUUAUGGAGAGAAUGUAUCGCUCUCUGUAUCAUCAGGCAAUAAAGUCUUUUUUAAACAAGAAUUUCAGAUUAAGAAAAGAGAACUGAGAAUCGCAUCAAAGGUACCCGAGAUUCUUACUGCUGGUUCCAAACUAGAAAAUAUCAUUUUUGAAAUUGUCAACUGUGAGGGUAUUGUGGAUGAUAUUAUCCACGAUGAAGAGAAAACUGGUCUGUCACAUAUGCUAACAAUAAAGGCUGAUUGGCUUAAUUUGGGAGAGUCUGUCCGGUAUACUUUCAAGCAUGGGCGCUGCAUUGUUCCUGCUAUUCCUUUAUCUAAAAUUGCAGGAAACUAUAGCUUGUUAGCUAUCCAUUCUCGCCAUUCAAACCUUAGUCUGAACGUUGAGGUUCAUGUCAAACCUGCUAUACCAAAUCCAAAAGUGGAGCAUGAUGGAAAAAACUUCUCCACGGUCAUUGAAAAUAAUAAAAAGGUUAAACUUGUAAAAUGUCUUGUACAGAACAUUGUGGUUGAUAUUUCGUUCAAUCAGUUGGAAGGGCUUUGUACACUAUGCUUUCUUGAGCAGGUCGAUUGCCUCAUUAGCAAAGAUCAUCUUUUCAAACAGAUUAUUAUACAAAUUAAGGCUUGGUGCUAUUAUGAAAGCUGUAUUCUUGGUGCUCAUCAUGGUUUGAUUUCUACAUAUGCUUUGGAGACAUUGGUCCUAUAUAUCUUCCAUCUCUUCAACUCUUCCUUGAAUGGUCCUUUAGCAGUUAUAUAUAAAUUCUUGGACUAUUUUAGCAACUUUGACUGGGAUAAUUACUACAUUAGCUUGAAUGGACCAGUUUGGAUAUCUUCACUUCCAGAACUCAUGUUUUAUGUAUGUCAGGAUGUUACAACCACUGGGGGAUGUAGAUAUAGACAAGCUAUCCCAGUAGGUAUUGGAGGUCGUCUGGAUGUUUAUACAAAUUUUGGCAUUAGAAAAGCUUUUCUUCCUCAGGUAUAUUGAGAUGAUUUCUUUGGAGCAAUUCUUGACAACAUUUGUAGUUAAGGCCUUUAGAGUGGAAGAAUGCAUUUCACUAAUUUUCGUAUACAUUUCUUGUUUUGUAUUUAGUGAUAAAGGAAUCUGAAUUGGGCAUAAAUUAUGUUGUAAUAUGAUUUCUUAAGCCUAGACUAGUAGACUAAAUAUUGUAAUUACAUUUGAGUAAUUAAUAAAAAUCUAUUUAUGUUA